This is a messenger RNA of Gamsiella multidivaricata, 2275 nucleotides long. RefSeq lists its product as uncharacterized. Gene Ontology annotation, molecular function: DNA-binding transcription factor activity, RNA polymerase II-specific; RNA polymerase II cis-regulatory region sequence-specific DNA binding. The transcript is spliced from 3 exons. Bases 347 to 2053 code for a protein of 568 amino acids. The record is from RefSeq and is a predicted model, not a curated record. Lineage: Eukaryota; Fungi; Mortierellomycota; Mortierellomycetes; Mortierellales; Mortierellaceae. Gene Ontology annotation, biological process: regulation of transcription by RNA polymerase II.
UUCUGGACUGCGCCCGACCCUAUAUUCUGUCUUGUAUGUCACACAUAUACCUGUGUAUACUUUAUUAUCUGUCCUUCUCGCAUCUUUACUUGUGUCGACUCACGGCCUAUAUCAGUUAGCCAUGUCGGCCAUUGAUACAAUUCGUAAAAGUCUGGACUUUUCUCUGAUAUUCCCUGCUACUCCCGAUAGGUAACUGAACGACUGGCGGCACUGCUAUACGAGAUUCAUUGAACUGGAUUGUUUGUCUUCCUUCUCUUAGCCCUCAUUCCCAGUCCAUAGCGUCCUAUCAACCCAAUAACAAUAUCCAACAUCAGCAAAUAACCUGCAGGAGAAUCACAAUUCGGCAAUGACUACCGUUGGGUCUUUAUCAGGAGACGUCGCUCCUGGCAACGAAGCACCUGGCAAGAAUACCAUGUCAGACUUGCCACCAUCGCCAACAAACUCAGUACCAUUUAUCAUUGCGACAUCCGCUGACGACGACAAAGAUGUAAAGCUCGCUGUAGCGCCAACCAACGGUGGAAGUCCGAUGCGUUAUUUACAAGCGAGUUCAAAGCUGGACUUGGAGCCCAAUCCAUUUGAGCAGAGCUUUGCGGGCACGAAAUCGGGGGCAAAUAGCGGGAACUCUGAGGCCUCAGGCGAAACGCCCAAGCCAGUAUUGCCACCUAUCGAGGCAAUGUCAGGACGACUGGCGCCAGGAACAGACCAAUUUGGAUGGGAUGUGCAGUCCUUGCGCAUGGGUCCACUAUCACCAUCCAUGUUACAGGGACCUCAGAACCCAAUUGCGUUUGACCAGAAAACGACUCAGAACCCGCUGCCUAUCGGAUCCUUCCCUUCAUCAACCAGUUCCAUGUCAACCAUGUUUAGCUCUGGCGCACCUUUGGCAGUGAAUGGACUUCCGUUUGUCGGUGCUCCAGGUCCUCUUCCUGUCCCCCCGCCAGUUGCUAUUCACACAUCGGAGCCCUAUCCAGCCUACAACUCCGUCAAUUCAACGUCACAACAACCGGAAACGCAUCAUCCAGUGGGGCCCCAGGGCGCUCGUCAGCACAUGAACAUGAACGACCGUUACAUGCCGCCGCAGCCUCCUCAGCAUCCCGAUAAUAUGAAUGGAUAUGGCAACCUGCAUCUCCUCAGCCAAGCACAAGCUACUCACCGAGAAAUGUGGAUCAAGCGGGAGGGUGAUUCUAACGGAAAUGCUUCACAUGGACAGCAUUCUCAAUCACAUCCACACUCACAAGGCCCACCCAUGGCAUCUCAAUCCCAAUCUCGCCCUCAUCCACUACAAGGGCCUCCCCAGAGCGGACAAAGCCUCCCAGGCAUGCCUGGCAUGGUUGCAGCACCUCAAUUGCCGAAGAACGGCGUCGAGCCUGGAUUUGUCCGAGGUGUGCGUCGCAGCAGAAUGACAUCGGAUGACCUGAGCGAUGAUUCGGAGAAAUCAAAGGUGUCGGGCAAUGGUGGCGAGGGUACGACUGGCAACGCGAAGAAGAAACAGAACACUGGAGACGACAAGAUGGAUGAGGAGGAAAAGAGGAAAAACUUUUUGGAGCGUAAUCGUCAAGCUGCUCUAAAAUGCCGACAACGCAAGAAGCAGUGGCUGGCGAAUCUGCAGCAAAAGGUCGAGUACUUGACAACUGACAACGAGCACCUUCAGAGCCAGACAGCGGCGCUUCGUGAUGAGAUCAUUCAUCUCAAGGCACUGUUGCUGGCACAUAAGGACUGUCCUGUCGCACAGGCCAACGGCGUAUAUCCGGAAACGAUCAGCUUGUCGAACAGCCAUAACCAUGGAGGAGGCAUGAUGGGACCAGAUCGCUCGGGUUACUCGAUGCAGGGUGGCCCUGGGCCCCAGGGCCGGGGGGGACCAAAUCAACCACGGGGAUCGCUUCCGCUACCACCGCCGCCACCUGGCCAUCACCACGGAGGUAUGCUGGGCGGACCUAGGAUGGCGAACCUGCCCAUGGCAUCGUCGGCAGCAGGGAGUGGGCGACCGAUAUCGAUGAUGCAGGAUAUCACGCCCGGAGCAUCUCCGAACCAAGGGCAGGCGCAUGUGCGGUAUUAGAUAAUGGCAUGAUAAACCCUUUACCUUGUCUAUAUUCUGGGCUAUGCUGGCUGUUGUUGUUCUGUUCUAUCAUCAUUUUGUUUCGUCGUCUUCUUUAUUUGCAAGCGUUCGUUCAUGUACUUUACCAUCCAUCCUACUUCACCCUAUCUUUUUGUCCUUCCUUCGCUUCAUGCGUCUGUUGUUUCGCUGUUUGUGUUUGUGUUUGUGUUUGUGUUUGUGUUU